GAUUCCGUUUCGGGGCCCAGUGACGGUAGACCUGGCGAGUGAAGGUGCGCCUUCAUAAAGUUGUUGGCGCUGAAGCCGCUGCGACUGUAGCCCCCCCCCCUCUACAAACACCUUCUCCUUCUCGCCGUUGGUGGCCGACGGCUUUGAGCUUCUUGUCUGACCGAGAGGAUAUUUGUUUUGAUUUCAGGUCACAAGUUCACAUCAACCGGAUCGCCUGUCAGGAUUGAGCCAGGCCUGAGGCCUGUAAACUCUUGUCUGCGUCUUGGUCAUUGACAGGAGGAGCUCCGAAAGAGAAUCGCUCGGAGGAGCUGCUUGGCCCUCCCCUCCUCCACUACACAAACUCCCCCACCCUCCUCUCGCUCUCCUGCACUCACCCCUCUUUUCGAGGGCUGCCGUCAUUAAGUCACGAUGUGCAGUGUGAAUACGGGCAAUUAAAAAACGUGUCCGAAAAAGAGAGCGUAACUACAACCUUGUCCCGUCAGGUGGUGGGAAGGAAACCAGCUCGAAUUCUGACAAGCAACUCGGGGAUUUGUUCCCGUGUCCUAGGCCUAAGAAGUUUCAUUUCAUUUAUUGCUUCCACACACACACUCGCUCGCACCCCUUUUCUCUCCCUCCGCCGUUGUUGAAGCUAAAUGACGGUGUAUCAACGCCGACCUAAUGGAGUGAUCGGUGGAUUAUCAAAAGCUGGGGAUCUGCGAGGAGAAGGGAUGCGUGAAUUGCUGCUGAUUUAUCGAUAUAGGUGUAUUGCUGAAUGGAAGAUGAUUCGUUGUUUUGUAUAGAAAUCUGUUGUGGGUGUUUAUGUGUAAAUAUCAUUUAUAUAUAAAGUCAUUUGGGGGGAUUUUUUGUCAUACGCUGAGAGAAAAAAACGUGUCACUCUGGAUCAGGAAGUAGUUCGAGGCGAGUUUCCUCUCUUCACUUUGACCGAAGCUCCUCACCAGUCCCCUAUGCCUUCAGCACUCGCCAUCUUCACCUGUCGGCCGAACUCUCACCCUUUUCAGGAGCGCCAUGUCUACCUGGAUGAACCUGUCAAAAUUGGCAGGUCGGUGGCUCGCUGCAGACCAGCUCAGAACAAUGCAACUUUCGACUGCAAAGUGCUAUCUAGAAACCAUGCUCUCAUCUGGUUCGAUCACAAAACGGGCAAGUUCUAUCUUCAGGACACUAAGAGUAGUAACGGUACAUUUAUUAACAGUCAGCGUUUAAGUCGAGGAUCAGAGGAAAGCCCUCCAUGUGAGCUCCUGUCAGGUGACAUCAUUCAAUUUGGUGUAGAUGUGACCGAGAACACCAGGAAAGGUAAGGUCACUCAUGGAUGCAUAGUGUCUACAGUCAAACUCUUUAUUCCGGAUGGAAUGGAAGCCAGACGACGGUCUGAUGUCAUCCAAGCUCCUCUACCACUUCCUGUUGAAAAGGUAGCUGCUAAUUCUCCCAGUAUGUACUCUCAGGAACUGUUUCAGCUCUCGCAGUACUUACAGGAGGCCUUACAUCGAGAACAGAUGCUGGAACAGAAAUUGGCCACUCUUCAACGAUUACUAGCCAACACCCAAGAGGCAUCAGACUGUAGCUGGCAGGCUUUAAUCGAUGAAGAUAGGCUGCUAUCAAGGUUAGAAGUAAUGGGUAAUCAGUUACAAGCUUAUUCAAAGAACCAAACUGAAGAUGGGAUAAAGAAGGAGAUGGUGUCAUUACAAGAAGACAAACACAACUAUGAGACAACAGCCAAAGAGUCCCUUAGGCGGGUCCUUCAGGAGAAAAUAGAAGUACUCCGCAAGGUCUCAGAAGUGGAGCGAAGUCUGAGUAACACUGAGGACGAAUGUACUCAUCUGAAGGAAUUGAACGAUAGGACGCAAGAAGAGCUGAGAGAAUUAGCCAAUAAAUACAAUGGAGCUGUAAAUGAAAUCAAAGAACUAACUGACAAAUUAAAGCAUGCAGAAGGACGGCAAGAAGAGAUUCAGCUGAAUGCCACUUCCGAGAAAAAAGAGCUUCAGCACAGGAUAGAUGAAAUGGAAGAGAAGGAGCAAGCACUUCAGGCUAGAAUUGAGGCUUUGCAGGCUGAUAAUGAUUUCACCAAUGAACGGCUUACUGCCUUACAAGUGCGGAUAGAGCAACUUCAGGACAAAAAUUUAAAGGCACACAACAGUAUAGAGCACUUUCUAUUAAAGAAUGGCGGGGACUGCACCAAACAUUUCCAACAGUUCAUUGAGUGCAAGAGCAAGUUAAAAUCCUCAGUGGACUCAACCCAAAACAAUAGGAUCUCAGGCUUGGAAGGUGUGCUUGAUUCUCAUCUAGAAAAUGACCAAACCACAGAAGAAUUACAGAGCAAUUCAGAAAGAUUAAAAGACCAGCUUAUAGCAGAAGAUCAUCUUACCAAAGUUAGGGAAGAAACAAAGUUAUUGAAAGAAAAUCAACCCGAAACAAAGGAAUCUGACAUGUCUGACACACUCAGCCCAAGUAAGGACCGAAGCGGCGACGAUACUACAGAUUGCCAAAUGGAUGAACAGGAGCUGAAUGAAUCUUUGAAUAAAGUUUCAUUACUAAAAGAUGAGCUGCGACGUGUUCGUGUGGAAACUGGGGAGUCAGAGCAUGAGAUACAGGUAUUACACAAAGAGCUGAAGGAAGCACAGGACUUGGCCAGGACCAGCAAAGAAAAAUCCUUUGAAUUGCAAGCGCUGCUUGAAGAGGGAAGAAAGAUUAAUAAACAGCAAGCCGAGCAAUCUGCCAGACGGAUCCAAUUUCUGCAAGUUCAGCUGUCUGACAUGGAGAAGAAUAUUGAUAUUCUUACAAAGGAAAAGGAUGCUGAAAUUGCCGUUGCCCACAGUCUGUUGGCAAGUGCUCAGAAAGAGAUGGUGGCUUUGCAACAAAUGGCAGUGGACACUGCAUUAGACCAUGAAAAUGAUAUUGCUAAACUCCAUGGGGAAUUGCGCAGUAUGCAUGUUGAGCUGGAUCGAUGCCGCCAAACUGCCUCUGAAUGUGAAACGGUAAUAUCAAAUCUUCAAGUCAAACUCUUAUUGCAGAGCCAGGAGCAAGAGGCUAAACAGAAAGAGGAAUCUAUCAAACUACAAGGUAAAUUGGAAGAGCUGCAAAAUCAGUACAAUGAUUUGCAAAAUGAAUACGGUGCCCUGAAACGAGAGAACACCACUUUGACAGGGAAGGUUCAGCAGUUUGAACAAGACCUUCAAAGUGCUCAGCAACAGAAUGCGGUGCUGAUCAAAAAUGUCAAUGGACUUGAGACUUGCCGUAAGGAACUGGAGGUUCAGGUAGGAACACUGAAGGAGCAGCAAGUGCGGGAGAAGCAGGAGUUCAGAAUCCAACUUGCAGAGACUGAGAAUGAGACUCGAAAUUUGGAGAAACAGUACGAAGCAAAUCGGACAAUAUUUGUGGAGGUGAAGGAGAAGCUCAAUAGAACUGAACAUGAGAAACAGGCUAUGAUGGAAGAACUCAAAGAGUGUAAAGAAAAUCUGAAGAUGCUACAGGAGAAGGGAAACAACAGACGAAUGCUGAAGUGGAUGCCAGUAAUGGCCGUGCUGGUUGCUGUGACAGUGGUAGUGUUGUACCCAGGGCUAAAUAGGGCCUCGCCCUGAAUAUGCUCAGUGUCUCAUAACCACAGAAUGUCCUCCCUAUUGACACUGGCUUUCUUUUACCACUGGGAAAAGCAGACUGGUUUCCUUCCUUUUUACCUCUAACAAAAACACAGCUGUUCCAGAGUAUGACAGUAGGGUCUUUGCUUGAACUGUAUAAAAUGUAAUUGUACAUAGAGGGAAUAAAAUUUCUGAAUGGAUUCUA
This is a messenger RNA of Callorhinchus milii (elephant shark), 3774 nucleotides long. RefSeq names its product sarcolemma associated protein a (gene slmapa). The transcript has 24 exons. The record is from RefSeq and is a predicted model, not a curated record. Gene Ontology annotation, biological process: acrosome assembly; single fertilization. Gene Ontology annotation, molecular function: protein binding. The coding region runs from base 945 to 3572 and encodes 875 amino acids. Gene Ontology annotation, cellular component: acrosomal membrane. NCBI's taxonomy places the organism in Eukaryota, Metazoa, Chordata, Chondrichthyes, Chimaeriformes, Callorhinchidae.